Molecule: messenger RNA, 2166 nt
Organism: Condylostylus longicornis
Lineage: Eukaryota; Metazoa; Arthropoda; Insecta; Diptera; Dolichopodidae
Exons: 12
Coding region: 1-2166 (721 amino acids)
Source: RefSeq, a predicted model, not a curated record
AUGGAAGAUUUAAUGGAAACCGUAAGAAAUGACAAUAUUCCAGAUUCUGAUUUAUAUAACGCAGAUGAAUUGAUACCACCACCAUGGAUUGAUGAAGAAUUUUUUAAAACAGUUUUGAAAACAUGUAAAAAUGAUGAUUUUAAAAAUAUUAUUAAAUAUAAUAUUAGUCCAGCUACAGUUAAAGGAGAUCAUUAUGCUAGUAUUAUGUUUCGUGGCGUCGUCCAAUACAUGGACAAAGAAAAUAUACAACAAGAAAUAUCAAUGAUAAUAAAAACCAUGCCAGAGACAGAUGGUACAAAAAAGGAUUUUUUGAAUGGUUCAACAAUAUUUGAAGUAGAAAUUGAAAUGUUUCGUGAUGUAAUUCCAAAAUUUGAAAAAAUGUUAAACUCGAUUGGCUAUAGCAAAAAAUUAGCGGCAAAUAUGCUCUAUUACACAUUAAGCCCGCGGAAAGUAAUUGUAUUGCAAGAUAUUACAAAAUUAGGUUUUUCGGCAAUGGGUAAACGAUUGUGUACAGUUGAGGAAUCAAAAAUGGCUUUAGAUAAAUUAGCCCAAUGGCAUGCAUGCAGUUAUGUACUUAAUAAACAAUUACAGGGCGGUUUAGAGAAGUUUGUAAAUGGUAUAUACAAUAUGAAUGGUUUAAUUAUGAAUCCCUGGUUCAUGAAAGGUGGUGAAAGGUUAGCUAAAUUAGCUCAUGAAACACCAAAAUUACAAAAAUAUGCUAAAAAACUGGACCAAAUUAAAGAUAUUUUAUUGCCGAAAUGUUCUCAAGUUUAUGAUUUAUGCAAGAAAAAAGGACGUCUAAAUGUUUUAACACAUGGUGAUUUUCAUUUGAAAAAUUUAAUGUUUAAAACUAAUCCGAAAACACAAUUAAGUGAGGAACUGAUGCUAGUUGAUUUUCAACUCUGUGUUUGGACUUCAAUGUGUGCGGACUUAUUCUAUGCUAUUUAUUUAUUAGUUGAUUUAAAACGUAGAGAAGAAUGUUUUGAUGAAUUAAUUUAUGAUUUCUUUUGUAAAUUUCGUGAAACAUUAAAAUUAUUGAAUUAUAAUGGAAAAAUCCCAAAAUUUUCUGAUUUACAAAUGGAUAUGCUACUAUUAAGACGUCUUGAAAUUUAUUUAACCGCAACGUUUUUACCAUUAAUCGUAGCUUUAAUUGAAAAUCCAAAAUUGGAUCCAGAUGAAACUUUAACUCAUGUCGAAGGACAAUAUAAAUUAUAUGAAUCACAGAUGUACAUUGAUGAAGUUCAACCAAUAUUAGAACGUUUUUUAAAUCGUGGUUAUUUUGAUAAUAUACUUGAAGAUGAUGACGAGAACGAUAAAUGCAAAAUCAAAAAUUUUACUGUAGUACCAGCUGCCAGAGAAGGUGAUCAUAUCGGUGGUAAUGUACUCCGUAUUCCAAAAUUUGAGAAAAUGUUAAGAGAUGCCGGUGAUAAUACAAAAAUUGGACCAAGAUUGCUGUACUCUGCUGAGCAUCCAAAUAUGAUAAUGGUUUUAGAAGAUCUUUCGAAAUCACAAUAUUCGGAUUUUAGUUAUAAACGUUCUCGAAUAGAUGAUAAAACUGCUGACUUAAUACUUGAUAAAUUAGCAAAAUUUCAUGCCUGCAGUUAUAAAUUAAAUAAUGAAAAUAAAAAUUGUCUUGAAUCAUUUGAUAAUUCAAUUUUUAAAGUAAAUGAACAUCAACUUGUCGACAUAAUGGGCGGUGGUGUUAAACAACUAAUAAAAGUUUUAAAACCAUUAACUAAUAAAGAUUUAAAAUUAAAAGAAAUUAUUGAAAUGUUGGAAAAAAUAGAAGGAAAACUUAAUCAUGGUGAUUUUCAUAUUAAGAAUUUAAUGUUUAAAUAUGAUAAUAAAGAAAUGGUACAAGAUGUUCAAGUAAUUGAUUUUGCUAUGUGCUUUUGGAGUUCAAUGGCAUUUGAUUUACUUUAUGUUAUUUAUGCAAUUUAUACACCAGAAUUACGACUUAAUAAACGUCAUUUAGAAGUAUGGUUUUCAACAACAUUUCUUCCACUUGUUUAUGGUAUUGUACAAAAUUCAAAUGUUGAAGAAUUUACCCAAAAAGAAGAUGCACGUUUAUCAAUGUACAAUAUACCAGAAUUUUUAAAAGAUAUACAAUUAAUUUUAAAAUCAUGUUUAAAUUAUGGUUUCUUAGAUGAAUCCUAUUACCAGUGA